AUGCAUUUUUGUUGUCAAGGAUUGUCAGCAAAUUAUGAUUUCAUUUUUUUCUGCUUUAAGACGUUUUUUUGGAGGAGGGUGCCUAUUUUUAAAACUUUUUUUUAUCAAUUUCCUGCUGCUAUAAAAUCUAAUAAUCUCAAUUUAAUUUCCCUUUUUUUCUUUCUUCAUAUUACUUCCCCUCUUUCUCUCUUUUCUUCCUUUCAUUUUUACCUCUUUCUCUCUUUUCCUUUCAUUUUUACCUCUUUCUCUAUUUUCUUCCUUUCAUUUUUACCUCUUUCUCUCUUUUCCUUUCAUUUUUACCUCUUUCUCUAUUUUCUUCCUUUUAUUUUUACCUCUUUCUCUCUUUUCUUCCUUUUAUUUUUCCCUCUUUCUCUCUUUUCUUCCUUUUAUUUUUCCCUCUUUCUCUCUUUUCUUCCUUUCAUUUUUACCUCUUUCUCUCUUUUCUUUCUUUUAUUUUUCCCUCUUUCUCUAUUUUCUUCCUUUUAUUUUUCCCUCUUUCUCUAUUUUCUUUCUUUUAUUUUUCCCUCUUUCUCUCUUUUCUUUCUUUUAUUUUUCCCUCUUUCUCUCUAUUCUUCUUUUCAGUUAUAUUUUCAUUUUUUUUCUUUUCUUCCAUUUCCCACUUUUCCCUGUUUCACUUCUUCCUUUUCUCCCUCAUUCAUUAAACAUAACAAAGUACAUCAGAGAAACCAAAUCAGAGAGAAAUAG
Messenger RNA from Acanthosepion pharaonis, 705 nucleotides. Lineage: Eukaryota; Metazoa; Mollusca; Cephalopoda; Sepiida; Sepiidae. The record is from the annotation of a GenBank genome assembly.